AUGUGGUUCGGCGCAGCCGUCGUAGGACUCGCCUUCGGUGUCCAAGCAAUCUCUCCAAACCCUCCGGAAGGGCACUGGGUCGAUACCUGGGUAUCCAUGCCACAACUCACGGAGUCGACGAACCUGCCUUCCCCACCGUUCAACGGCACUACUGGGGUCUUCGAAAACUCAACUAUACGUCAGACGAUUCAUACGUCUGUCGGGGGGAAGCAAAUCCGUCUCCGCAUCUCCAAUAACUUCGGCGACUCCAACCUCGAGAUUACAGCGGCUACCGUUGCGCUGCCUCUGAAUGGCUCUUCUGGCGUGAGCGCGAUUCAAGUGAACACAUUAGUACCCCUCUCUUUCAGCGGAAGCAAUGGAAUCCUCAUACCCAACGGCGCGCUCGCCGUGUCCGAUCCAAUCGACUUCACAAUUCAGCCCCAGUCUGAGCUAGCGAUAUCCUUGUACCUUGCGAAUGGCCAAGGAGGUUUCGACAUCACUUCGCACCCUGGCAGUCGCGCUACGUCGUGGUUCACCUUCGGAGACGCCACGUCCGCGGAGAACAUUACUGGCACGUCCGUCGUGAACGCUCAACACUGGUUCUUCAUCAGUGCUCUGGAGGUUUGGUCUCCACCAUCCGUCCGCUCUUUUGCAAUCGUCGGUGACAGCAUCACGGACGGACGCGGAAGCACCACUGACGGCAAUGAUCGCUGGCCAGAUCAGCUCCUCGCACGCAUGCAGACGAAUCCGCCUACGUCUCAAAUCGCAGUGAUCAACCAGGCAGCCGGCGGUAAUCGUAUACUUGCCGACGGCCUCGGCCCUGCUGCUCAAGGCCGCAUCGAGCGGGAUGUCCUCGCACACCCGAACGUGGGCUUCGCCAUGAUCUUCGAGGGAGUCAACGACAUCGGCACCGCGCCGACCACCACUGAGGCUCAAGCAGCUGUGACUCAGCGGCUCAUCCAGGCAUACAAGCAGAUCAUCAGCAGGGUGCAUACAAACGGCAUCCCCAUGUUCGCUGCCACCAUAACGCCGUUCGGUUCGCCGCAAAACUCGACCGUCAUCCAGCCGUACGACGAUCCCACGAGGGAAGUUUCACGUCAGACGAUCAACAAGUGGAUUCGCACCAGCGGGGCGUUUGACGGAGUUAUCGACUUCGACGCGAUCCUGCGUGAUCCCACGAACAGCAGCAAACUCAGGCUCGAAUUCGAUUCCGGGGAUGGACUGCAUCCUAAUACGGCAGGUUACCGUGCGGUCGCUCAGGCAUUCCCGCUCGAUCUCUUUACAAACUUCACCAAGGGAGUUUCUGGCUUCCAGUAG
Messenger RNA from Punctularia strigosozonata HHB-11173 SS5, 1296 nucleotides. RefSeq names its product SGNH hydrolase. NCBI's taxonomy places the organism in Eukaryota, Fungi, Basidiomycota, Agaricomycetes, Corticiales, Punctulariaceae. The record is from RefSeq and is a predicted model, not a curated record. Bases 1 to 1296 code for a protein of 431 amino acids. The transcript has 3 exons.